GCGCGCGAGCAGCGACGGAGCCCGCGCUAUGUGUUCAGGCGCGCGCCAACUGCACGAGGGCCUCGCGACGGAGUGAGGGAAGACGAAGCGAAGAGGAAGAAAGCAGGGGAAAAAAGUGGAACCCGAGGAUCAAAGCACAGAAAGAGAAGGGGAAAAGGCAGUCCGAGGAAAGGCUCGAGACAAACCGAAAACAGAGUGAAAAACAAACAAACUUUAUCUGGACGUCCGAAACGGGGGGAGUUCACUUCUAGCGCGGAGAGAAGGGAAACAAGGAGAGGAGCGCGUGAGACCUGCUGGCGUGACGCGCGCGGGGGAAGAAGUGAGUUGACAGCCGAGCAGCUCUCUCUCUCUCUCGGAGCGGAGACCCUGGGGGCGGUGAUGUUAGCCGUGCUGCUGGGCGCCUUGUGGCUGGCGAGUCUCGCGAGCGCGCAGAACGAGACAGAGCCGGUCGUCCUGGAGGGGAAAUGUCUGGUGGUCUGCGACUCCAACCCCACCUCGGACCCUACGGGCACCGCGCUGGGCAUCUCGGUGCGCUCCGGCAGCGCCAAAGUGGCCUUCUCCGUAGUAAGAAACACCAACCACGAGCCGUCAGAGAUGAGCAACCGCACCAUGGUCAUCUACUUCGACCAGGUUCUCGUGAACGUUGGUAGGAGUUUCGACGAGGAGAGGAGCAAUUUCUUCGCCCCGCGCAAAGGGAUUUACAGCUUUAAUUUCCACGUCGUGAAGGUGUACAACCGCCAAACCAUCCAGGUGAGCCUCAUGCACAAUGGGUGGCCAGUGAUUUCGGCCUUUGCUGGGGAUCAGGACGUGACUCGUGAGGCUGCCAGUAAUGGGGUUCUGAUCCAAAUGGAGAAAGGUGACCGCGCCUACCUCAAGCUUGAGCGGGGCAACCUGAUGGGCGGCUGGAAAUACUCCACCUUCUCUGGCUUCCUCGUCUUCCCCCUGUAGAGGAGGGGCUUGCCACGGAGGGACUAAUGCUCUUCAGCUCGCCGGCCUGGGGGAGGACUGUGGAGAAUGAGAGAGAGAGUAUGAGAGAGAGAGUGAGUGAGAGAGUGGAUGACAGAGAGCGUAUGUGUGAGAAAGAGAGAGAUAGAGUUUAAAAUUUAAAAAAUAGAAGGAAUAGGCAAGGCAGGCUCUCCAACACACUCGCUCGCUCUGCUGCUUGACUACAGCUCUGGACAGCCAAAACUUUUUUUUAUUACACUUAUCAUUAUGGUAAUUAAUGAUUAACGAACAAACUACAGAGGCUAUUGCCCCCCCCCACGCACAUAUCAUCCAUACCUUCAUCUGCUUUAAGGAAUGUCCAUCACCACUGAACCGCAACCUCCAUCUGUCCUCUGACCACCCACCUCCAUUAGCUCACAUUAAUGCUUAGUCCUACUCUGUGUACAUUCUCUCCAUGAACAUUACCUCACACACUCUUCCCUUCCGUCCUGAUGGUUAAUUUCAGUCACUCUGUUGCGUCUCUCCAGUCCGUCCUCUCCUCUCACAGUGGGGUGGGGGGGUGCCCUUUGCUCUUUCAUGACUGGGGAAUCUCCAAAUCUCCUCAAAGAGACUCUUGCUGUAUACCAGAUAUAUAUAGAUAUAUAAAAAACCUUCAAAUUUCUAUAUGAUAUACUCUAUGGCUAACUGAAUCUGGUUGACUAUCUGUAUUUCCGUAUUUCAGUGUUAAUACUUAGUGAUUGUGUGUGUGGAUCAUGAGGCUGCUGCCCAGCUACCGAUGCUUCUUGUUUUUGUUUUGGUCAAAAAAAAUGUGGCUACACUGAACCUAUAUCAGAAUUACUAUAAAGGAAUUUUAUUAUCAUUGACUGUAAGAUAUAUGUGAAUAUUAAGCAGGCAAAACUCCUCCCUUUUACUCAUCAAUCAGUUGAUUUAAUGAUUGUUUUUUUAUUAUUUGCUUUGAUCCAAUAAAAAUUAAAUGGUCAUUUUUAUUUUUCUUAAUCUGAUUCUCGGCCUUGAAAUGUGAUCCAGCUGUUGGCUUGACGAACUAACUACUUACACAGUCCACAUGCUACGGAGGUUGCAUGUUUGUGUGUGUGUGUGUGUGUGUGUGUGUGUGUGUACAUGUGUGUACACCUAUGUUCAUUUAGGUGUCAGCAUGCUUAUUUAGAAUAUGUGUGUGUGUGUGUGUGUGUGUGACAGUGACACUGACUUGUUCAGAUCUCUAUUCCCAGUGACAAGGAUUUCUCCGGCUGGUCUCUCUCUCUGUGUCUCUCGCUCUCUCUCCAGCAGGUGAUAGGGGCCUUUUCUCCUCUGCAUUCAAGACUUUAAUGAGCUCCUAGGGGGAAAAUAAUGCUUGCAUAAUAAGCAAACUCCAGUGUUUAUGCACAAAAUCAACUUGUGUUCAUCUUUUCUGCUAUUUUCCUUUCUUCACCCUGUUACCCCUUCUGUCCCAUGUCACUCCCAGUGUUUCGUGCCUUCUGGCAGAAAUUUGCACCCUCUGAUUUUUUCUGUCAUAACCUCUGUUAUGUUUAUUGUACCAAGUGUCAGAUGAAUUUGAGAUUUAUUCAAGCAUUGAUACAUCUGGCACACAUUCACAAAGUGUGCUCUGCAUUGCUAUUAUGAUUCCCAGUUGGAUUGAAAUGAACGACUUGGAGAGAGAAUGGAAGAGCCUCCUGCUUUUUGUGGAAUAACAAACGGAGAGAAGGAGAUGUGCCUUGGCUGCCAUGGCCCAUCAGUGUCCUGUUAUCCACUGGUUCUAUCAGAGUCAACAAAUCUCAUAGAGCUGCAUGGGUGAGAAACACAUAUAGAAAUGGACACUUCCUUCUUGCUCCAUGAUUUCCCCUCACUACUCAGUGAUCCGUUGUGUGUUGGGACAGCUAAUGAUGACCACCUACCCUGAAGAGUGUUGGCUAAAACUUAAUCAGAAGCUUAAGAGGGUGAGAAGUGAAAUUGAGAGUCUUCAGUGAAGUAAAGGUGCCUCCACCUCCAUUACAUUCCUGGCCUGUGCAAAAGGGCAUUCGAGGAUUUGAGGCUUACCAUAAUACAGGCUGCCACUGCCCUGCUGGACUCUUUUCUCUUGUCCACUGCAGGGCUGAGUUUAACUGUUCUAACAGCCUUUCCACUUGGGUGCAGUUUGGCGUGUCAUGCUAACAAACCAUAACCAGCAUGCUUAGCCAACUGUGCUCAGAGCAGCAGAAGCAUGUGAGUCGUAUGACCUAAUGACACACUGAUUGGCUUUAUGCACAUAUCGCUUUCGUCAUGCCUCAUUCAGUGUUGAAACUGAAAACAGCCUAACCAUACAAGCCAAUGCUGGUGUAGAAUGGCAUGAUGGCAUGAUAGUGGUCAUUGGUCCUACAGUGGGCUACUGAGAGAGUUUUCAGAAACAACUGCUGUAAUGCCUGCUGCGAGGAGUUGAGCUGCUGAGGAUGGUGUGCUGGUGUAGUAAACUGGGAGGAGGUUGGUGUCUAUAUUGGCCUUUGUUUGCCUGAAUGCUUCUGCUGAGGAGCGCUUAUUAGGACCCAGCGGCCCAGCCAUCCAUCUGAGGAGCAGACUGGAACAAGAGCCGACAGGCCGGCCAGGCGUGAAGAAAGAGAGAGAAAGACAGACAGAGAGAGAGACAGAGAGAGAGAGAGAGAGAGAGAGAGAGAGGGGUUUUUCUGUUCUCUAAGGUGGAGAAUGUGGGAUAUGGUGGAACAGACAGAACAACUGAUAGAGCGCUGGUGCAGAUGAUAGCCGUGUGUGGGUGUGAAACACUAGUCUACUGCUCUACUGCCUCCUUUUAACCUCUCGGUGCAUUUAAUGUCUGAGCUGAAAAAAUGCACAUAUUGCACUGUAUUUUUUAGGCACCUUCUCAUUCCUACAAUGGAAAAAAAAAUCUAAAAAUCUGCACAAUGCAAAUGUGUCAAUCAGUAGCACAUAGUGAACUCAAUUAGUAAGUAACUGAAAGUAACUGAAAGACAGCAGUAGUGUUGACAAAACAUAUUGUUGCUGUUCAAUAAACCCUGUGUCUCAUUUUUUAAUUUUUAUUGCAUCAUUUAAUUGCAGCAACUGUCCUUUGUAUUAUAUGAACACAUGAAGAUAAAUUGAUCAAUAGAAAAAAAGCUUUUUUUUUGCUCGGAAUGUAAUAUUUUGCCAUGCACUUGCAUCAAAUGGCAAAAAAGGUUUUGCCUUCUCCUAUAAAGCUACCAUUUUGAAAAUAUAUAUUUUUUUGGACAGCAACAAUAUUUUAUUUCUGUAUGACCAAAUUAUGUUAAUUCAAAGCACCUUUUGCAGAGUGCAGGGUUGUGUUUUUCAGGCCCUGACACUGACCACCUGGCAAAGCACAAUUUAGCCCAUUAAACACAUAUCACUGCUUAUCUGCAAAAUCAGAAAAAUUGCUUUAGGUGGAUGAGUCAUUCAUAUCUGUAUGUACUGCAUGAGUGUGAGUUGGGUGACCUUAAGGUCACAGGAGAUACACGACGAGUAAUGUGCAUUGUGGCGUGCACCAGGUGUGUCUUUGGGCAUGAGCCCGGUCCGCUGACUGGAGGCUGACUUGCAAUCCAUCUCUUCCGCUCAGGCUACACUGCCAGAGUCCUCUCGGCCUUCUCACACAGGAGCUUUGGGCAAGUGGCCCCUAAAGGAACGGUGUAAAAACAGCCAUAUGGUAUCACUCCUGGAGGUGAGAUGGCAAGAUCCGAUUUAAGAUUGAUAGAGUGGCAAAAGGGAGAGAGAGCUUGCUUUGUCCUUCAAUUAAACUGCUGCAAGUGCGUUUAGACCCAAUGUUGUACAGCAUGGCUUAAACUUAUUUAGCCAUUUUCAGAUAAUCUUGUUAAAGGUUAAAAGAAGAGCAGCCAGUUGUAAAAUAAAGAGUAAAGCCAGACCUCACUACUCUUCCAUUUAAAAAGCAGCACAUUCAACAUAUUGGCUAUUACAUAAUAAAGAUGCAUUUAGUUCAUAACCUA
This is a messenger RNA of Pygocentrus nattereri (red-bellied piranha), 4883 nucleotides long. RefSeq names its product cerebellin 1 precursor (gene cbln1). Gene Ontology annotation, molecular function: protein binding. The coding region runs from base 379 to 948 and encodes 189 amino acids. The transcript has 3 exons. Lineage: Eukaryota; Metazoa; Chordata; Actinopteri; Characiformes; Serrasalmidae. The record is from RefSeq and is a predicted model, not a curated record. Gene Ontology annotation, cellular component: synaptic cleft; glutamatergic synapse.